Molecule: messenger RNA, 824 nt
Organism: Ceratotherium simum simum (southern white rhinoceros)
Lineage: Eukaryota; Metazoa; Chordata; Mammalia; Perissodactyla; Rhinocerotidae
Source: RefSeq, a predicted model, not a curated record
AUGCGGAUAAAACAGAUCACUGGAGCUGACGGGAAGAAUGAACGUGUGCAGACACGAGGUAAGCGAGUCUGUGCCCGUGUCCUGCAAUUCAGCUCCACGCGUAUCAGGCCACCACACUGCCACCUGUUUACUUACUAUGUCAGAUCUGAUCUUUCUCUUAACCUUCCUCAGGUUCAGGGAGCAAGUUUCCGAGGCUGGAAAGAAGUGACUUCUCUGUUCCACAGAGACGACGAGCAGCACCUGCUGGAGAGACGCACAUCCCCCAAGUCUAAAGGAACUAACCUACGAUUAAAGGAAGAGUUGAAGACAGAGAAGAAAUCUGGAUUUUGGGACAAUUUGGUUUUAAAACAGAAUAUACAGUCUAAGAAACCAGAUGAGAUUGAAGGUUGGGAGCCUCCAAAACUUGCUCUUGAAGAUGUGGCAGCUGAUUCAGGUGACACCUUGAAUGACCGUGUGUCUCGGCCAGGCUGGGAGGAGGACGGCAAGGCCUCCACCAAGUACAGCAGCCUGGCCAGCUCAGGAGGCAGCUCCCGCUGGAGCCUCAAGUCGGCUGGGAAGCUCGUCAGCAUCAGACGGCAGAGCAGAGGCCACCUGACAGACCACUGGGAGGAGCUGGAGUGACAUGGCAGAGGAGGCAUGGUGACAAGUCCACAGUUCCCAAGUAUUUUCAAACCAAAAUUUGCCUGAUAAUUGCACCUUUGUGUCUCAUUUCAUUCAGAUUCUUAGAGUUUGUCAUAUCAUGUUUUAUUAGUAUAUCAAGUUGUUUAGUCUUUCCCUUAUAAAAAAGAGUGGAGAAUCUACUCUGUGCCUAUAUUUCAUGUUUG